CCGAGGUACAGACGAGAGACAACCUCUGGCCCCCCAGCAGCUGGCCAGCUUUUGCAACCUCAGUCCUGAGCCCCUAAGUCCCCUCCCCCGUCCCCAUCCCCUUCCCCAUUGAAGGAGCGGAAAGAGAAGAGAGAAGAGUGAGCAGACAGAUUGAGAAAGAGAGAGAGAGACAGAUAGCCGGAGAUCUCUGGAGCAGACCUCAAGGUGACUUCCAUUUCUACCUGGUUCACGUCGGGGGGGGCCCUGGCCGGGCAGCCCCCCCACAUUUCUCCUGCCCUGAAACACGGCUCUAGCCAACCUGCUCCGCUGCUUCACCUGCGACCGCCUGUGUGGGGGCUGCACCGCACCAGCCCCUCCGGCCCGCCAGGGCAUCGUCCUCCAGCCCGUCAUGCCCAGCUGUGACCCUGGCCCGGGCCCCGCCUGCCUCCCCACCAAGACGUUCCGUAGCUACCUGCCCCGCUGCCACCGCACCUACAGCUGCGUCCACUGCCGUGCACACCUGGCCAAACACGAUGAGCUCAUUUCCAAGUCCUUCCAAGGGAGCCAUGGCCGAGCCUACCUGUUUAACUCCGUGGUCAACGUGGGCUGUGGGCCAGCGGAACAGCGGCUUCUGCUCACGGGGCUUCACUCGGUAGCUGAUAUUUUCUGUGAGAGCUGCAAAACCACACUGGGCUGGAAAUAUGAGCAAGCCUUUGAGACGAGCCAGAAGUACAAGGAGGGAAAGUACAUUAUUGAAAUGUCACACAUGGUGAAGGACAACGGCUGGGACUGAGGGGCUCAGGCAGGCAGUGCCCUUCCUCCGCAUGCCCCACCCUCCCACCCCUGUCCCCUGGCCCUGCCAAGAGUCCAUACCAGCAUGAGUACUGCCCCACCCCUGGGGGGACCCCGGCUCCCACCAACCCCUUCCGCCUCCACCUCUUCACUCCCAGGCCUCUUUGGAACAGGGGUCUGGGAUACCCCAGGGGUGUUCAAAGCUCAGGAGUGGGCAGCAGUCAGGGAGACGCAGAACUGGGAGAAAGGAUCCUUGUGGGUCCUAUAAAUGGAGGCGACGGCGGGGGCAUGCACUCGGGCAGAGGACCAUGGGAGGAAUCAGUUUUUGAUCCUUUUCAAGUGAACACAGGACAAGGCUUGAGUCGGGGCUGGCAUAGCCUGGGCCACAGAAGAGCAGAGCGAAGGUUUGGAUUGGAGUGAAAUUUUGGCCUCAGACACAGGGAAAUACCAGUCUUUGAGGUGACACAUCCCACCCCAUUAGUAGGAUUCUGGGGGUAGAAGGGAAAAAUCCCAAACCCCAGGCCCUGGGAAAUAAAGGAAUCACAGAGGUUCCCAUUUCACUCCACUUGUUUCUCUUGGCACUAAAGAGGCACUUUCCAGUAUCUAACCUUUGCCACUGUGUGGGGUGGGGGAAGCUGCCCCCGGAGCAGCGCCCACCUCCAGCUGGCUGUUCCUGGAGCAAGCCGUCUCUGUGGGCACUCGAAGCCCAGCCACUGCUCCCGGGGACCCAGUUUCUCGGAGGCGAGGUGGGAAAUCAGUGCCACGGGGGCCAGGCUUCCUCGUGGCUGCCACCAGCGAACGAAACUUUUGUAUGAUACAUAAAGUGUUUGGGUCUAUUUUUAAUAA
This is a messenger RNA of Pteronotus mesoamericanus, 1617 nucleotides long. It is a transcript of the gene YPEL4, whose product is annotated as yippee like 4. NCBI's taxonomy places the organism in Eukaryota, Metazoa, Chordata, Mammalia, Chiroptera, Mormoopidae. Bases 389 to 772 code for a protein of 127 amino acids. The transcript has 5 exons. The record is from RefSeq and is a predicted model, not a curated record.